This is a messenger RNA of Podospora pseudocomata, 912 nucleotides long. RefSeq lists its product as uncharacterized. The record is from RefSeq and is a predicted model, not a curated record. Lineage: Eukaryota; Fungi; Ascomycota; Sordariomycetes; Sordariales; Podosporaceae. The transcript has 2 exons. Bases 218 to 877 code for a protein of 219 amino acids.
CGAUGAUGCAACUGAGCGCGAGCAGCCCCUCAUUCACCCCACUAACACACCCCUAUCUACCUAUCUUCAUGUGUAACAAGAGCUCCCAUCACAUCAUCCCGAGCCUUUCUGUUGCGGUCUAAUUCUUAAUUCUAUAAAAGCCUCAUUCACUACCCAUCGUCCGUUCGUGACUGUCACUCAUCAAUUCUCAACUUCACAAACAAAGUAAACCACCAAGAUGGCCCUCCCACCCAAAUUCAACGCCCAUCGCCUCACCUUCUCCUCCUCAUUAACCUCAGCCCCCGAACCAAAGCACACCAUCGAGCUCUUCCUCGACUACGUCUGCCCCUUCUCAGCCAAACUCUUCAACCAUCUCUACAACAACAUCAUCCCCAAAAUCAUCUCCCCCAACCCCUCCCUCUCCUCCAAAGUCGACUUCAUCAUCCGUCAACAAAUCCAACCCUGGCACCCCUCCUCCACCCUCGUCCACGAAGCCGCUCUCGCCGUCCUCCAACUAACCAACUCCCCCGCCAAAUUCUACCAGUUCUCCUCCACCCUUUUCACCCACCAAAAAUCCUACUUUGAUAUCUCCCUCGUGAACGAAACCCGCAACCAGACCUACCGCCGCCUCGCCAAGCUCGCCUCGGACACCAUCUCUGACCUGGACGAGGAAGCCGUCUACAACCUCCUCGCCAUCCCCUCCCAACCGGGCGAGGACGGCGCCCUCAACGCAGGCAACGCCGUCACAAACGACGUGAAGCUGAUCACCAAAAUCAACAGACUUCUCGGUGUUCAUGUCACGCCUACUGUAAUCUUCAAUGGCGUUGUAGCGAAUGAGAUUUCGAGUGGGUGGACUGAGGAGCAGUGGAAGGAGUGGUUGGACAAGAAUAUUGUUUAGCUUAGGAGAGAUAGCAUGCACUAAAAAGACUAAAA